GCUAGAGCUCUCUUAGUUGUUAUGUUAAAAUGGGUGUUAUUUUAGGUGCUAUAGUCGGACUUUUGAUCACACUUUUGAUUUGUACUGUGAGGUUGUUUCUUGUUCUUCAGAAGAAUGUAGACUACAUACCAGGAAAGAAGGGUGCCGUCAGUGUGCUUGUGGUUGCAGGAUCAGGAGGACACACAACUGAAAUUCUCAGACUGAUGGCGUCUCUUUCCCGGUCCUACUCUCCAAGACAUUAUGUCAUCGCUGACACAGACAAAAUGAGUGAAGAUAAAAUCCGCACCCUUGAAAAUUCUCACAAAGAAAAAGACACAACACGACAGUUUACUAUUCAGCGAAUCCCUAGAAGUCGAGAGGUCCAACAGUCCUGGAGUUCUUCGGUGCUCACGACUUUAUAUUCACUGCUCUACUCUGUGCCUCUAGUCUUUAAGCUGAAGCCAGAUUUGAUAGCUCAAAAAUAUGACUACCAGAAGGAGGAGGAGCUGCGUGUUUGGAUUGAGGACGUCACUGGCAUGCAGAUCGGGGGGGAAAACUUCCAGAAGGGCCUGAAGGACGGGGUUAUCCUCUGCAAAUUGAUAAACAAACUUCAGCCUGGAUCGGUGAAGAAAAUUAACCAUUCUCAACUUAACUGGCAUAUGCUGGAGAACCUUGGGAAUUUCAUCAAAGCCAUUCUGGCCUAUGGGAUGAAGCCUAAUGACAUCUUUGAAGCAAAUGACCUCUUUGAGUCUGGGAACAUGACCCAAGUCCAGACCUCACUGCUGGCCCUGGCAAGUAUGGCGAAGACCAAAGGCAUAAAUCCAAAGAUUGAUAUUGGAGUGAAAUAUGCAGACAAACAAGAAAGGUGUUUUGAUGAAGAAAAAAUGAAGGCUGGUCAGUGUGUUAUUGGACUGCAGAUGGGAACCAACAAGUGUGCUAGCCAGGCCGGUAUGACUGCAUAUGGGACCAGGAGACACCUUUACGACCCAAAGACACAGACCGACAAACCAUAUGAUCAGACUACCAUCAGCUUACAGAUGGGAACCAACAAAGGGGCAAGCCAGGCUGGAAUGGUUUCUCCAGGAACCAGAAGAGACAUCUUUGACCAGAAGGUGGCGAUGCAGCCAGUGGACUCCAGUACCAUCUCACUACAGAUGGGCACCAACAAAGUGGCCUCGCAAAAGGGCAUGAGCGUGUACGGGCUGGGCCGGCAAGUAUACGACUCUAAAUACUGCACCGCCCCCACAGAGCCUGUAAUGCACACCAACGGCAGCCAGGGAACAGGAACAAACGGCUCAGAGAUCAGUGACAGUGACUACCAAGCAGAGUACCCAGAGGAGUAUGAAGGCAACUAUAAUGAUGAAUACCACGGGCAAUAUAAUGACCAAGGCGUAGAUUAUUAAGUGACGAAAAAACAGUAUUAACUAUUAACCCAGUGUUUUAACUACCAAGCAAGCCUUUGGUAUCUUUGCUAGUCUUCCUUCUCUUCUGAUGCCUAAAGUAAAAAAGAAAAAAAAAAUAUUGCCUUAUCUACAUUCCUUUUUCUCCCACUCUAACCUCAACUUAUCUAUUCACCUUUUUAGUGCCGUAACAAUACCAUGUGCUGUUAUCCUAUAAUUUUUUUUAAAUAAUCUUUUGACCUAUAUAAAGUACUGUGAAUAACUUGUGUUCUUUCCCAUCUUACUGUUCACUUUGGCAGCCUAUGCAGUAUCAGAUGUGUGCACCACUUUCUCAAUGUAUUUUACUUGUAGUCUUACAUUUCAGCUUGUUCAGUUCUUAAAAAGAAGCAAGCACAUUUGAUAAAACAAACAAAAAAACUACCUAUCACAGUGGAGUAGUCUUAAUGUACUUUUAUUAUUAUUUUUUUAACCACAUUAAGGUAUAUGGAUUUAUUUUCGGACAAAGUUUGAUUCAUGUCAUUGUGGCUUGUGACUUACUGCAACUCUGAGGGCUAAUGAAGAAGGAAACAAAUGAUUAAAAUUGAUUUCCUCUGUCCUUGAUGAGUUUUGAAAUCACUGGAACUGUGUUUUGAAAUCAUGAAGAAUGAAUGUUAGUAUUUUGUUAUAUUCAUUAGAACUGACCAAACUAUUUUUAUUAUAAAACAUGCCUUCUGUUGUUAUUAAUUAGUCUUGCAUUGUUGUAUGUGCCAUACUCUACCCAUGUAGGAACUUUGAUUUUCCUUUUAAGUGUAUUUAUUUCCAUGUCUUUCGAUACAAGCUUUUUUUUGUGUAUGGUCUUUUUUAUAAAUAAAUUUUAUGUUAUAAGCUUGC
Acipenser ruthenus (sterlet) is the source of this 2249-nucleotide messenger RNA. Its product is annotated as calponin-3-like. Gene Ontology annotation, cellular component: UDP-N-acetylglucosamine transferase complex. Gene Ontology annotation, molecular function: actin binding. NCBI's taxonomy places the organism in Eukaryota, Metazoa, Chordata, Actinopteri, Acipenseriformes, Acipenseridae. The coding region runs from base 30 to 1382 and encodes 450 amino acids. The transcript is spliced from 9 exons. The record is from RefSeq and is a predicted model, not a curated record. Gene Ontology annotation, biological process: actomyosin structure organization; dolichol-linked oligosaccharide biosynthetic process.